This is a messenger RNA of Nematolebias whitei (Rio pearlfish), 2096 nucleotides long. It is a transcript of the gene slc1a3a, whose product is annotated as solute carrier family 1 member 3a. NCBI's taxonomy places the organism in Eukaryota, Metazoa, Chordata, Actinopteri, Cyprinodontiformes, Rivulidae. Gene Ontology annotation, cellular component: plasma membrane. Gene Ontology annotation, molecular function: L-glutamate transmembrane transporter activity; glutamate:sodium symporter activity; neutral L-amino acid transmembrane transporter activity. Gene Ontology annotation, biological process: L-aspartate import across plasma membrane; D-aspartate import across plasma membrane; L-glutamate import across plasma membrane. The record is from RefSeq and is a predicted model, not a curated record. The coding region runs from base 182 to 1795 and encodes 537 amino acids. The transcript has 10 exons.
AACCAAAGAGACCCCUCGUUACUCCUCACACAGCUCGAGCUUUAAGCCGGAUCUUUCCCCUAACAUCACUGCAGAGGACGUUGUUGCUCAAGCCUAAAGACAGCUUUAACCAAACAGGAGGAUCAGUAGGACAGUCACCAGCACCUUCACUGGUCUUCCUUAUAUCCAGUGGGUCACAGCUAUGACACAAAGCAAUGGCGAAAACCCUCAGCGGAACCAGAGUGGUCUUCACCAGAUCCGAGCUGGCAUCCAAAACCGAUCCCUUCAAGCCAAGAAGAGAGUGGAAAACAUCACGAAGCGCGACAUGAAGAGGUUCUUCUUCAAAAAUGCUUUUGUCAUUCUAACCGUAGCUGCUGUCAUCACAGGUAUAAUCCUGGGUUUCGCUGUGCGUCCAUAUAAAAUGUCUUACCGUGAAGUGAAGUACUUCUCUUUCCCUGGAGAGCUGCUGAUGAGAAUGCUUCAGAUGCUGGUGCUGCCGCUGCUGGUCUCCAGUCUUAUCACAGGUAUUGCUGCUCUGGACAGUCGUGCCUCUGGUAAAAUGGGAAUGAGGGCGGUGGUCUACUACACCACCACAACCGUCAUUGCUGUUUUCAUCGGGAUUGUCAUGGUGCUCAUUAUUCACCCCGGGAAAGGAUCAAAGGACGAGUUCACCAAGCAUCAGCAGAUAGAGCAGGUCAGCGCUGCUGAUGCCUUUCUGGACCUAAUCAGAAACAUGUUUCCUCCUAACCUCAUUGAAGCUUGCACCAAACAGUUCAAGACGCAUUAUGCAACGAGAAUAAUUCAAGUGACCGUUACGGUGAAUGACACAAUAUUGCUGCAGAAUGGAACUCAACAAAUAGACAAGGAGGAGAUGAUCCCUGUGCCGGGGGCAGUAAACGGCAUCAACGCACUGGGUUUGGUGGUGUUCUCCAUCUGUUUUGGUCUGAUCAUUGGAAGCAUGAGAGAACAGGGAAAACCCCUCAAAGACUUCUUUGACUGCCUUAAUGAAGCCAUCAUGAGGCUGGUUGCCAUAAUAAUGUGGUAUGCCCCCAUUGGUAUCUUGUUUCUGAUCGCUGGUAAAAUUGUAGAAAUGGACGAUAUCUCAACUAUGGGAGGCCAACUAGGAAUGUACACAGUGACGGUUAUUUGUGGCCUGCUCAUCCACGCCAUCAUAGUCCUGCCAACACUUUACUUCGUCAUCACCAGAAAGAACCCAUUCGUAUUCAUCGGAGGGCUGCUGCAGGCACUCAUAACUGCCCUUGGUACUUCUUCUAGUUCUGCCACGUUGCCCAUCACCUUUAAAUGCCUGGAGGAGAACAACAACGUGGACAAGCGUGUGACCCGUUUCGUGCUUCCUGUUGGUGCCACCAUAAACAUGGAUGGCACCGCUUUAUAUGAAGCUCUGGCAGCCAUCUUUAUUGCCCAGGUCAACGCUUAUGACCUCAAUUUUGGACAGAUUCUCACCAUCAGUAUUACAGCCACAGCAGCGAGUAUCGGAGCAGCUGGAAUACCUCAAGCUGGACUCGUCACCAUGGUGAUUGUACUAACAUCUGUUGGGCUUCCCACUGAUGACAUCACCCUGAUCAUUGCUGUUGACUGGUUCCUGGAUCGGUUGCGCACCACCACCAACGUCCUCGGUGACUCCAUCGGAGCUGGUAUAGUGGAACAUCUGUCUCGCCACGAGUUGCUAAAGAAGGACCCAGAGGUGGGCAACUCUGUGGCGGUGGAGGAAGCAGACAAGAGGCCGUACCAGCUCAUUUCCCAGGAGAACGAGUACGAAAACGAGAGGCCCGCGGACAGCGAAACCAAGAUGUAAGGGGCGAGAUUUGUCGGGUGUAUUCCUGUGGGAAGAUCACUGCACCGACAAAGACAGACAUCCUCUGUUAAGCCUGGUUUCAAAUCCCACAAAACUGGAGGAUUUAAAUGAAAUGAAAAAUACUGCUAGAACGUAUCUCAGCCAUAUGAGUCCCCCCCUUCCACCCCUACCCCCCCGGCCUUCCACAAUGCAGACUUAAUACAGUCUGUGGUUGAACUGCUUUUUAAGGGUUUAUGCUGUGAUGCUUCCUGAGAUGCAUAGCUGCCAUAUGGGGGGUGGCAGGGGGGUUGGGGGGAGGGGG